Molecule: messenger RNA, 3814 nt
Organism: Oncorhynchus tshawytscha (Chinook salmon)
Lineage: Eukaryota; Metazoa; Chordata; Actinopteri; Salmoniformes; Salmonidae
Gene: ccnt2a
Product: cyclin T2a
Exons: 10
Coding region: 152-2143 (663 amino acids)
Biological process (GO): positive regulation of DNA-templated transcription, elongation; regulation of transcription by RNA polymerase II
Cellular component (GO): cyclin/CDK positive transcription elongation factor complex; nucleus
Molecular function (GO): cyclin-dependent protein serine/threonine kinase activator activity
Source: RefSeq, a predicted model, not a curated record
UAAAGCCUGACUAGUUGGUUUGGCCGUGGCUAAAAAAAAUAUAUCGAAUAAGAAAAAAAACAAUAUUGUGGUUUCCGGGAGGUGACGAUCAUGGUUUCAGCGUACUUGCGUCCAUCCGGUUAUCGGUGUCCUGUGCGAAUGCUGGAGAGCUAUGGCGGCGUGCCGGGGAUCCUCGUCGAAAUGGUUUUUCACCCGGGAGCAGCUUGAAGCCACGCCGUCCCGCCGUACGGGAGUGGAGCCGGAUAGAGAGCUUUCUUACCGGCAGCAGGCGGCAAACCUCAUUCAAGAUAUGGGCCAGAGACUCAACGUCUCACAACUUACUAUAAAUACAGCAAUUGUUUACAUGCAUAGAUUUUAUAUGUACCACUCUUUCACCAAAUUCCACAGAAAUAUCAUUUCUCCAACCACAUUAUUCCUAGCUGCAAAAGUUGAAGAGCAACCUCGGAAACUGGAGCAUGUCAUCAAGGUUUCACAUGCUUGUCUAAACCCUCAAGAGGCCCCGCUUGAUACGAAGAGUAAUGCAUACCUCCAGCAAGCUCAAGAGCUGGUGAUACUUGAAACCAUAGUGCUGCAGACUUUAGGAUUUGAAAUAACUAUUGAACAUCCACACACUGAUGUGGUGAAAUGUUCCCAGCUAGUGAGAGCAAGCAAGGAUCUGGCACAGACUUCCUAUUUCAUGGCUACCAACAGCCUCCACCUCACCACGUUCUGCCUGCAGCACAAGCCCACAGUCAUCGCCUGCGUCUGCAUCCACCUGGCCUGUAAAUGGUCCAACUGGGAGAUCCCCGUCUCCACUGACGGGAAACACUGGUGGGAGUACGUGGACAACUCUGUCACGCUGGAGCUUCUCGAUGAACUGACACACGACUUCCUUCAGAUUCUGGAGAAGACGCCGAGCAGGUUGAAGAGGAUACGGAACUGGAGGGCCACACAAGCUGCCAAGAAGCCCAAGGGAGAUGGCUCUCAGGCGAACGACCCCUACCCAGGACCCUCCCUGGUCCACGAACAUUCCCUGGGAGACGGCAUCCCUGGGGUCUCCAACCCAGCCUUCUCCAAAGCUGCCUCCUCGUUCCCUGUCCCACUGCCGGGUCACGCCAGUGGACCCCUCUCCCUGGACUCCAUCGCCUCCAUGCAGGGCAGCUCCUACACCUUCACCGCCCCCAGCGACUGGCCCCAGGACAUGGGGGGUCGCUCGGAGGGAGGAGGCUAUUCCCUCAAAACAGAUACACUAGGCCUCCAGCAGGGGGCUUCACUGUCUCUGCAGCACAACUCUCUGAACCCACACAGACCAGAUAAGACCAUGGAGUUCAACCCUAUUAAACAUGAACACAAGGCUGUAGCAGGGGGGGGGAAGCAGCAGCAGCCCCCGCCUGCCCAGAAAAUGUCCCUGGACAAGUACAGAGAGAAGCACGCUGCCGAGCUGGCGGUGCAGCAGAAACGCAAACAGACAGAGCAGCAGGCUAUGGAGCCUGAGGGCAGGGAUGCCUAUAUAUCCUCUGUCCAGUCAGACCACAGGAAACACAUGCAGCCCCACUCUAACCCAGGGAGCAGCAGCAGUGGCACCACUUCAUCUCCUCUUAAAAUGAAGCUGGCCGUUUUAGGCCAAGACAGGCUCCCCUCUGACAAACGGGACAAGGGGGGCUCACUCAAACUCCGCCUCCCAGUUCCUUCUCAGGGGGGCGUGGCCAGCAAAGAGGAGCUGAAGAUGAAAAUCAAGGUGUCCUCUGAGCGCCACAGCUCUUCUGAUGAGGGUGGGCCCAAAAGCAAACAUUCCAGCCCGCUGGUGAGCAAGGAGAAGCAUCGGGACCAGUCUGCCCACCGCCACCACAAGCAGCACGGACACUCUCAGCUCCACGCAGCACAGCACAGCGGCAAUGGCCGGGGGGGCCUUGAGGGGCCAGUAGGUGUCGGGCCGGCCCUCCUCCGGAGCCCCCUGGGGCUAGGGAGCGUUGAGGGGUUGGCGGGCCCGGCCCUUGCUUCUGUUUCCAGUUCCUCCCGCAAGAGGGCACACACCAACGUUGCCGGCCACAACCACCACUCCUCCAAAACGAGCAAAAGCUCCAAGGGCGGCGCAGGUGGGCUACGGACAUCUCAGCACCCUAGUGAAACUGGACAAGAAGCCAGUGGAGAGCCGCGGCCCUGAGGUCGCCGGCUGGGGUACUGCCAGCACCAAACAGACACUUUUGACAUGCUCCCAUUUCCUGUUAAGUGCCCAAGGAAUAAACUCAUGAACCCUUUAUAGCAAGGCAAUGGAAGGUAAAGCAAAGUGUAGGACAAAAAUAGAAUUAUUAUGCUUCCCGAUCAUCUGAUCUCUUGGCAGUGCUGGUAUAGUCCUGCCUGUUUCUGUAACUGCUGCUUAGUCCUUAGUCCAUAUUCUCUGGAUGGGUCUUGAAAUGUGGACGUGAGUUAAGGGGUCAUCCUAGUUUAAAUGUUGAAAAAAGGUGUAUAUAGAUAUAUAUGUAUACGUAUACAUGUAUAUAUGUAUAUAUGUAUAUAUACAUGUAUAUAUGUAUACAUAUAUUUGUAUAUAUGUAUAUUUGUAUAUAUAUAUGUAUACGUAUAUGUGUAUAUGUAUACAUAUAUUUGUAUAUAUGUGUAUAUAUAUAUGUGUACUGAAAAGGCAUGAAAGAUGCAAUUUAUUUUCUUUUAAAUAAUUACAUUUCCACAACUAAUCCAGUGAGAAAACAAGGCAAGCGGUCCUCUUGUGACUGGAGAGCUUGUCAGUCGGUAGUAGAGAAGGAAGGCCGGGCACGCCAAACAUGGCCGCCAAUGGAAGCUGGAUUUUUUAUUUAUUUUUUUGAACGAGUUUUUUAAUACUCAAUACUGUAUCGAUGAUCCGCAUGUUUCUAUCAUCAAAGGGAUAAAGCAGAAUGCAGACUGCUGUUUACAGAAAGUGGAGAUAAAUGUACAUACAUUUUUGUAUGUUUAAAAAGCUAUACCAUAAAUACUCAGGUUUGGAGCUGCUUGUAAGUAUAAGAUAUAUAUAUAUAUAUUAUAUAUGAUGGAGAAAGACUAUUGUAACUUGAUGUAGGAGUCCUAUCAUUGGUGACUCUGACUGCAGCGUUCCACUGUUGUGCUUAGAGCCUGUACUACGCAUGGCUGCCGGUAGAGUGCACUCGACCUUCGACCUUUCCAUCCCUUUGUAGGGUCUGGAUUUCCUCCAGUGCAGACCCUACAAACAGUACCAACCACCUGGCAUGUUGUCAGAGGCCAUGCAAUUUGUACAACUAUUUUUUUUUGUGGGGGGGACCUCCAUGAUGACCUGAAGCUGGAUGCCAAAAGCUGUGCCUCGCAACAAAAACAAACUAAGGACACGAGGACAGUAAUACUAGUGCUAUAGUUUACAUGCCUAACCUUUGCUGUGAAGUGCAUUUACAUAAAAUGGUUGCUUGGCUUGACCCUGUAGCCGAUAGAUGCAAAGCUGUAAAUCAGUAAUGGUAAAUAAUGUAGGAUUGUUAAUGUUCAGUGACGUGACCUGGUUAUUGGGCUUAACGGUCCGUCAGUGUUGCUGAUACAGUACGGCGUCUCGUGUGCCGUCUGCGUCUCAACGGGUCAGUUUCCUACUGGAUAUGGCAGAUAUCGUUCUCAAUUGUGGACACAAACUAAGAACUGUUCUUUGACUGGUUAGUUCUUAUUUCAGUGUGCAGACAGUUGGUAUUGAGGCCAAGAUGCUAUGUUCCACCAGUACUUAUACUCUUGGGCACAGACGGUGGUUUUGAUAACAAGAAGGCAAGUGCAAAUCUUGACAACUAGUUUUUAUUAUUUUAUUUAAGUUCUACAAAUAAAGCCUAAGGUUGACACUACCUUAACUUGA